Molecule: messenger RNA, 675 nt
Organism: Guyanagaster necrorhizus
Lineage: Eukaryota; Fungi; Basidiomycota; Agaricomycetes; Agaricales; Physalacriaceae
Exons: 7
Coding region: 1-675 (224 amino acids)
Source: RefSeq, a predicted model, not a curated record
AUGAAUGGACCCGGCUAUCCUCUCUCCCACCAAUCUGGUGCGAGCCAACUUUUCCCUGCGAAUUCUCCAGCGUUUACUUCGACGUCUCUCACUUCGGCGCCAGCAUACGGAGCAGUCACAAAUUGGGAUUCAAAUGCCUGCUCCAUCUAUGCCUCCCGAAACAUCCUCGACCUCACGGUCGCCUUCGGGCUGGAGCGCGCCAUUGAGACAGACCAGCCGCCCAUGCCGCUGUCGCCGCGGAAGGUGCAGGUGGCGAUCAUCCUACCCUAUCCGAGUGACGAUCGCCGUCCACGAGGAAUUACCGUUCCAACCGAAAUCCCAAAGAUCUUGCAUAUAUCAGAAAGAGACGUUCCUGGUGUCGCAAAACGGUCCCGAAGUGAGCUUUCUGAAAACGUUCGAGAGCCCACUUUAUCGGUUCAGCCGGAACGAUGGGAAGCAGAGGUGACUUUUCCUCAGGGUCGAACGGGACAAGGUGGUAACUGGAUGCGCCACCGGGAUUGUACCUUUGCGACGGCCCAUGUAUUUGAUUUGACACAUCGCCGGCAAGCGAGAACAUCGCCCACUUUCUGCCCCAAUACCAAGCACGAUUCCGACACUGAAGAUGAGGACUUUCUUCUACUGGCUGGCUAUGCUGGUAUCCACGGUGGCAAGAGUUUGCUCACGAUGCGGCAGUAG